This is a messenger RNA of Triplophysa rosa, 775 nucleotides long. It is a transcript of the gene gng5, whose product is annotated as guanine nucleotide binding protein (G protein), gamma 5. Gene Ontology annotation, cellular component: heterotrimeric G-protein complex. The record is from RefSeq and is a predicted model, not a curated record. Bases 93 to 299 code for a protein of 68 amino acids. The transcript is spliced from 3 exons. Gene Ontology annotation, molecular function: G-protein beta-subunit binding. NCBI's taxonomy places the organism in Eukaryota, Metazoa, Chordata, Actinopteri, Cypriniformes, Nemacheilidae. Gene Ontology annotation, biological process: G protein-coupled receptor signaling pathway.
AUCGGUACUUCCGGACUCAACCAAACCGGAAACUGCCCGCUUACUGCUCUUGUCUACGCUGUUGCACAUCUGUAGGAAAUUUAUCCGGCAAAAUGUCUGGUUCAUCAAACAUCGUUGCAAUGAAGAAAGUAGUUCAGCAGUUGCGAUUUGAAGCGAACAUAAACAGAGUAAAGGUUUCUCAGGCAGCUGCUGAGCUUCAGCAAUUUUGCAUUCAAAACGCCUUACAAGAUCCUUUGUUGACUGGUGUGUCUUCAAGCACCAACCCUUUCAGGACACAGAAGGUUUGCUCCUUCUUGUGAGGGUCUGUGAUGACCUGCUGCCAUUGGCUUUUUCCUAUUCCUGUGACUUUUCAGCUGGGGAAAAGAAAACCACUGCCAUGAUGUGUGAUAAAAACAGCAACAGCGUGUCCAUUUGUCAAUCAAUACCUCAUGCCAUAAACGCAGAAACAAGAACUGAAUGCAUUUGGCCUUUAUUUCAGUUAUGGUGUGUUUUCCUUUCAAAUAUUCCAUUUUGAAAAAUGUUUAUCUUUUUUUGUGUUUGUAUCUUAUAUUUGAUUAUCCCUUUGACAAGCCUAUUCUCAGUUUUAUGUUUGAAGACCUCAAACUGAAACGUCUGCCUUAAGAAGCGGUGAAUGCUCCAGUUUUGUGGAGGGAAGGCUUUUGUAUUUUAUCUGGCAAAACUUAGUAAUUUAUUGUGCCUUUUUUAACAUUGUAAUCUAUUUCUAUCGUCUCUGCCUUAGGCUUUUUAUAACCCAAAAUAAAUCUACUCAUUUCUA